AAUGUGGAACGAUGGCCAAACGGGACUAAUUAUGUGGUUGGCUACGCCCGAACGGAUGGGAAAAUGGGUGUGAAUAUGAACUGGUGAGAGUUCGGAGCAUAAGGACGUGAUCCGUUUUCUCCACUCAUCUCUAUCCAUGACUGGGUCAGGACCAUCCUUGUGCAGAACCGGGAAGACAUGGCCUUCGCAGUGCCCAAUCGCAUGGUGUUCCUCGUUUGGGUUGGACAAGUUUGCGCGGUUGUUAUGCUCGUUAUCACCUCUUACCUCAUGGCUCAAGUCAUGACGGCACCGCUCGAAAGGAUCGCGCGCGCCGCAGACGAAAUCCGUCAUGAACGGGCGACGAUAGCACAGAUUCCUGUGAUAAAGGGGCAUGAUGAGGUGGCCCGAUUGUCAACAUCGUUAAAUGCCCUAGUCGCCUCUCUGUUGGAGAAGGAAGCGAAAUUGGAGGACGCUAAUAACGAACUGCUUGACAAGAUUGAACUCGUUCAAAACGCCGAAGCGAACCUCCGAGCGAAUGAAGAGAAGUUCAGGCAACUCACGGACACAACGGACGAGGCAUUUUUCAUUUACGAGACAACGGAGCUUACUUCUAUCAUCAAUCGCAAGCCGAUGACAUCGCGGACAGGGUCACUGAGCCAAGUUCACGCGAGGUCCGGCUUGCUGAAAUCGCCGACCCGCUCCCCAUCGAAAGGUUCGCUCCAUCGACUUGAGGUGAGCAGGGUCGCUAAGCGGCCAUCACCGGCAAAAGCACCCGCAGAGCCCCAUCCUGAGAUCGUCUACCCUGAGCAUCUCAUAUACGCAUCGGCCGCGUUCCCGGAAUUGUUCGGAAUUUCUUUUGAAGAACUGGAGCAGGACCCGUUAUGCUGGCUCGAGCGGGUACUGCCAGAAGACCGUGCGGGCACCGGCGUUUUGUUUGCAGAUCGCCGAAAGCAUCCUUUGGAUAUCUCCUUCCGCAUCGCUGCCGCGGAGAGGUUUCCGAACCCUAAGCCGCGACACAUAGCGCUUCAUACCCUGCCAGUUAUCCCUAUGGACGGAACGCACCAGGUCCGAAGGGUCGUGGGCGUAUUCCGGGAUAUUACGAAACAGCGCGAGGCGGAGAUGGAGUCAAGCCAUAAAAGCGCAUGGGUGAGACAAGUCGGGCACGAAAUCCGCAACCCAUUGUCGGCCACGUUUACUAUGAUCAACCUACUGUUGGAAACCAGCCUGGAUGCGGAGCAGGCCGACCUUCUUCAAACAAUCAAAAUGUCAAACGACACACUGCUGUCACUCAUCAACUCCAUUCUGGAUCUGGCAAAGCUGGAAGCUGGCGAGAUGACACUCGAGAGCAUCCCGUUGAGCCUCGCCGCCCAAGUAGAGGACGUGCUGGAGCUGAUGGCUCCGCAGGCACAUAAAAAGGGUCUUCGCAUUGGAGGUUAUGUAGACGCCGAUGUAGACGCCUGGGUGAAAGGCGACCCAUUACGCAUCAGGCAGGCUCUCAUUAACCUAUGUACGAACUCGCUGAAGUUCACUAAGACAGGCUCUGUGUUCAUCCGAGUUGAGCGUGCAACACGAAGAACGCGAUCCGUCUCGGGUCUCAGUCGGGGGAGUGAUAACAGGAAGGUGUCUCGCAGGGAGGGGAGCCUUCUGCGGCGUCGAAGCCACGACAGCACCCAGGAUAGCAUUGCGGGCAGUUUGAACGCGGAAGUAGGAUCAGACCCGCCAGGGCAGCGUAUGUUCUUGCGGUUCUCCGUUAGUGAUACCGGUAUCGGCAUUUCCCCGGAAAAUCAGAAGCAGUUAUGGGAACCGUUCAAACAGGCGACGGCAAGCACAUCCCGGCAGUACGGUGGGACUGGUCUUGGUCUGUCAAUCGUCAAAGAAUUGGUGACGAUGAUGGAUGGCGAAGCGGGCGUCAGCUCCGAACCGGGGAAAGGCUCUACCUUCUACUUCUCUGCCUGCCUUACUAGUCUGAGCCAUGAAGAUUUGGCCCACAUCCCAGACACUGAGGAUAAGAGCACUGUGAGCAUUGCCGGCAAGCGUGUUUUGAUCCUCAGUGAAUGGACACGUAUGCGCGAGCUGUGUCGUAGCAUGGUGAUGAGCAUCACAGGGAAAUCGGUCGAGGCAGAGACAUUAGCAGAAGCCACGAGCAUGCUGGCGCAAGCGACCAAUCGCGGCGCCAAAAUCGACGCCUUGAUUACAGACUUCAACCUUUUCGAGUCUGUCGAGGUUCGCGAUUUCAUAAACAGGGCGUCGGUCCAGUGCCGGGUCGCGAUAAUCGCCCCACGGGAACAACGAGAUGCUUUGAAAGGCGUUUUGGUUCCGGGCCGGGUAAUCGCCAUCACGGAUCCGGUCAGGGUGAGCGUGGCUAGGCGACAAUUUGGUGAACUGAUAUGCGGUUAUGCCCAAGAGGCAGGUGCGUAUACCUUGGCACGGAAGCCUGCUGUGGCCGCUGCGCCGGACACCCCUCUGCUAGAUGAAGAUGGAAACCCGAUCUCGCUUAUGCUUGUCGAUGAUAAUUCCAUCAACCUGAAAGCCGUCUCAAAACUUCUAUCGAAGAUCACACAGAAAUUGCCAGUAACGGCGUCGGACGGCCAGCAAUGCCUGGACAUUCUAACACGGAUGAAAGAGGCGGGAGAACCAUUGCCCGUUCUAAUCUUUAUGGACGUCUGCAUGCCGGUCAUGGACGGACUGACAGCCACACGGAAUAUUCUGCAAACGUAUUCCGACGACGAGCGGCCCGCGAUCGUCACGAUGACAGCGAAUGCCCUCCAUCAAGACUACCUCGAGUGCAUGGCAGCCGGAGCCGACGGCUACCUGCUAAAGCCCGCAUCGAAAGACGUUCUGAGGAAAACAAUCGAGACCUGGUGGAGGGUUGUCCGCGACAAGCGGCUCGGGCUUGGCCUGGGUUUCCGACGAGGGAGCGUCCCCUCCCUGCAUUUGGAGGAACUGCAGGUUUAGGGCAUGGCACCACGCAUUUAGCUGGCCGAGAAUUUCUGCUCGAAUAUGCGUUCACGGUUGAAACUCCGGCGGGCACACUCAAUAUACUUUGAUUACAGGUGCAGCAGCAUCUGGGCGUAGAAAACUGAUGUAAUAUGAAUAUGAAGUCCAGCUUCUAAAUGUAAGCAGGCACAAGUAGACGAAUGGCUAAAUAGAGGCUCGCCCCCGCGCGGUCACCCAAACUGUGGAUGCCAA
This is a messenger RNA of Fimicolochytrium jonesii, 3168 nucleotides long. RefSeq lists its product as uncharacterized. Gene Ontology annotation, molecular function: phosphorelay sensor kinase activity. The record is from RefSeq and is a predicted model, not a curated record. NCBI's taxonomy places the organism in Eukaryota, Fungi, Chytridiomycota, Chytridiomycetes, Spizellomycetales, Powellomycetaceae. Gene Ontology annotation, biological process: phosphorylation; phosphorelay signal transduction system. Gene Ontology annotation, cellular component: membrane. Bases 178 to 2934 code for a protein of 918 amino acids. The transcript has 8 exons.